Trypanosoma brucei brucei TREU927 is the source of this 1251-nucleotide messenger RNA. RefSeq lists its product as hypothetical. Gene Ontology annotation, biological process: post-translational protein targeting to endoplasmic reticulum membrane. Gene Ontology annotation, molecular function: molecular adaptor activity; protein binding. The coding region runs from base 1 to 1251 and encodes 416 amino acids. Gene Ontology annotation, cellular component: membrane; TRC complex. The transcript has a single exon. NCBI's taxonomy places the organism in Eukaryota, Euglenozoa, Kinetoplastea, Trypanosomatida, Trypanosomatidae. The record is from RefSeq and is a predicted model, not a curated record.
AUGAGUGGAGCAGCUGAAGGUUCUGUACCGGUCCCCCAGGCUGUUACGGAAGAUUAUAAGAAGCUUAUAUUUUCCUUCAUUCAAAUGAUACGGUCCACUGAAACUUCCACACCUGACCGUGUGACCGCCAUUGUGCAGUUGCUAGGUGAGGAAUAUGGUGUGGAUCCUGCAGGUGUAGGCGGUUGCCACGACACGGGCGUUGCGCUUCUCCCAGCCUUUCAACAGGCACUAAACGAAAUGAAGAAAAGCGUCAGCAUUCAGCAGGAUGAUAAAUUUAACGCCUUUCUCGAUUUACUCCGUAAGAAAGGUUACUUUGCAGGUGCUGAAGAGGGGUCAGAGGAGUAUAAUUCUCGUCUGGAGAAAGCGAGGGAAAAGUUUGAAAAGCGUAACAACCCAUAUGAGGGAAUGACAGCUGAAGAGAUCAAAAACAAGGGGAAUGAACUCAUGGGACUCGCCAACUAUAAGCAAGCCGUGGCGUAUUACACCAAAGCAAUUGAGAUGGAACCCGAAAACCACGUCUUUUUCGCCAAUCGAGCAGCUGCUCACACUCACUUAAAGGACUACCGCAGUGCGAUUAUUGACUGUGAGCGAUCCAUUUCAAUUUGUCCUACAUAUGCCAAAGCAUACUCACGACUCGGAACAACCCUCUUCUACCAAGAGAAUUAUCAGCGUGCUGUUGACGCCUUCAGCAAGGCAUGUGAGUUGGAUCCCACCAAUGAACGUUACAGGGAGGACCUGAAGCAGGUGGAGGAAAAGGCAAAGCAGAGCAACUCUGCCACUGCGGGAAUGGGUGGAACUCCUUUUGGUGCAGACGGAAUGUUCAAUUUCUCUCAGGUUGCGGAAGUGAUGAAGAACCCGCAAUUUGUUGAGACCGCCACACGCCUAAUGUCGAACCCACAGUUCAACCAGGCAGUGGUACAAAUGGCCUCACGUAUUGGCGGUUUAUCCGAUAAUCCGGAGGAGGUGGCCCGGUUGAUGGGUUCAGGUAUGGGAAUGCUUUCAGCAGGAGGUGAUGUGGAUUUCACACGUUUGUUUGGAGAUAUCGACCGCGAGGCAUUGGAGCGAUUUAAAGAAGAAGAGGCGGGACGCAAUCCAAGGUUACGUGCCAUCAUGGAAGAUGUGCAACGCAAUGGCCCCUCUGCGUUUCAACAACAUAUGAAUGACCCAGAAGUGAUGAAUCUCAUGCUUAAGUUCCAAAAUAUUCUACUGAAUAAUGGCGGAGGUGGGGCCAACGGUGGUGCUUCCUCCUAA